AUGCCACGCUUCAAGACGAUUAUGGUGACAGGAGGUGCUGGUUAUAUUGGGAGUCAUUGUGUGGUAGAUUUACUUGAGGCAGGUUAUGAGGUCGUUGCUAUAGACAAUUUCGCUAACGCCGUCGGUGACGAAGAAGGUUCUCCAGCAUUACAAAGAGCUGAACAAAUAACUGGCAAGCAGAUCACCUUCUACAAAGCCGACCUGUUAGAUAAACAGCAAAUAAACAAUAUAUUUGAUAAGCAUCUAGUAGAUUGUGUUAUCCACUUUGCUGCCCUAAAGGCGGUUGGCGAAUCAAUGCAACAGCCCUUACUCUACUAUCAGAACAAUCUCUUAGGAAUGCUCAAUUUAUUAGAGGUUAUGCGUUCCCAUAAUUGCUAUCAAAUGGUGUUUUCAUCAUCAUGCACUGUAUACGGUGAGCCGGAACAGCUCCCUAUAACGGAAACACAUCACACUGGCAACAUUACCAACGUGUACGGCCGGACUAAAUACUUCAUAGAGGAAAUGCUUAAAGACCUCAGUGCGGCCGAUGAGAAAUGGAACAUAAUCUCUCUAAGGUAUUUCAAUCCCGUGGGCGCUCAUCCUUCCGGUCUCAUCGGUGAAGAUCCUACCAAAGAGUUCACUAAUCUAAUGCCUUUCAUGGCGCAAGUGGCACUUGGAAAGAAACCUGUGCUCACUAUUUUUGGAAAUGAUUACAAUACACCGGACGGAACUGGUAUUCGUGAUUACAUCCACGUUAUGGAUUUAGCAGGAGGCCAUGUGGCCGCUCUCAAUUUGUUAAGUGAAAAUCACGUUCGACUUAAGGUAUUUAAUCUUGGCACUGGUAAGGGAGUGUCAGUUAAAGAGCUGGUGAAUGUAUUCGAACGUGUUACCGGAACGAACAUUCCAGUAAAAUAUGUAUCGAGAAGGCUUGGAGAUAUAACGGCUAUGUGGGCGGACGCCACGCUCGCUAAAAACGAACUAGGAUGGACUACCAAGCGUACCGUUGAAGAGAUGUGUACAGAUUUUUGGAGAUGGCAAACCAUGAAUCCCGAUGGCUAUCCUAAGAAGAAUAAAACAACCGUCAUUGUAGUUAAUGGAAAAAGUUAA
Molecule: messenger RNA, 1086 nt
Organism: Danaus chrysippus (African queen)
Lineage: Eukaryota; Metazoa; Arthropoda; Insecta; Lepidoptera; Nymphalidae
Source: the annotation of a GenBank genome assembly